Molecule: messenger RNA, 859 nt
Organism: Paraglomus occultum
Lineage: Eukaryota; Fungi; Glomeromycota; Glomeromycetes; Paraglomerales; Paraglomeraceae
Source: the annotation of a GenBank genome assembly
AACUGCCCAAUGGAAAGGAAUGUUUGUCGACAUGCCCGAGGCAGUGGCAAGGAUUCACGCACAGCAAGAUGAAUUACAAGCAAUCAAAAGGCAGUAUCAGGAAUCCCAGAAGCAAGAAGCACAGAAAACGAAUACUUACCAGGUUGAUGUACCUUAUGUUGUGCACUAUCAGAAGAUGCGAAAAGUUACCUGCAAAAUUGAAGAUGAAGGGUGUCAGAAGCCUUAUCAUUAUAAGGGACCCGACACGCAGUGUUGGUGUGGAGAACGUAUGGACUCACCAAAAGAACAUUGUAGCAUUUGUGUUUGGAAAAUACAGACGUGUAGAGCUAUCACACUCUUACCAGAUGAAGUACUUGCAAAGCUAGAGAAAGAGGAGAAGAUUAAGCCCAAGCAACAAUUGAAGCCUAUAAUCCAAAGCGAUGCAGCAUAUCCAAAGAAGUGGGAAACAAGGGGAAUCCUCCAAGCUAGAAAAUGGACCCCGAAGGCAGAGCUUCCUACUCCAGUUCAUCAAGGCUUCAUCCUCUAUUCGAAUGAAGACACGGUAGUAUGUGGACAAGAGUAUGUUCCAACUGGUAUUGAAAUCAAAGUACCUGAAGGCAUGUCUGCAAUGGUUAGCUCAUUGGACAACACGAGUAGCUACAUCAUUCCUGCCACACUAAUCCAAACGCACGGUCGGAUAAAAGUCCCCAUGAUCUCAAUCUAUGGUGCUUGUAUAUCAGCAAGGCAGCCUAUAGCCAAGCUUACCCUCCUAACAAUCGCAGGAGCUCAACUAGUCGCAGCAGGACAACAAAAAGAAUCCAAACCAUCACCAUUCACGAAGAAUUCGACACCUGAUCAAGAUGCUCAAGUAAAAGCUUUG